AUGGCAAGUACCGCGGUUCGCAUUUCUCCCUUCCUCUCUCCUCCAUCGAUCGUCCUCCUCUUUCUCACCUUCCUCGCCUCUUUUUCCUCCUCCUCCUCUCCCCCCACCGAAAUCUCCUAUGCCGAGCACUGCAACUCUAUCGUCCCCGAGUCCAUCCCCACCCGCCUCCUUGUCGACUCCAACUCCUUCCAGAUCUCCCACGGCUACUUCUCCGGCGGUGGCCACCUCCUCGAGCCAGAUUCCAGCUCCGGCCGCUCUAGACCAAAGUCCAUCCAAUUCCGACGUGAUCACCUUCACCAGACCCAAAUCCCCGGCAUCAUCCAGGUCCGUGGGACCCUGAUCCUCCGCGGUGGAAAUACUCAUAUCCAGGCGAACUAUACGGAUUCGAUAGACGGCUCUCUUGUCCAUUAUAACUACACUGUGAGGAAAGAAGCCAGCUUUGACCUCUCUGGCUUCUGGUCCAAAUCUUCCGGCAAGCUUUGCAUGGUGGGACGCGGCUUUCCCCAACACGCUGCAGGAGGUAGCUCUCUUGAUCUUUCUGCUGUUCUUAAGCUUAAUUAUCCUGAGAAAUCCGAUAUCAAAUCUAGCUGGGUCAAUGGUACUGUCGAGAGCUUGGAUGCAACCAAUAGCCCAAAUCACUUCAGUUCCAUCCAGGUUUUAGCCUAUGCCCAGAAGAAAUAUGGGUACACGAUGAUCUCCCAAGCGAAUGAAUCGUGCUCCCAUCAUAAAUUUGAGGAAGAAUUGGUAGAAUUUGAUUCUAAUUCCUACUGUCAUAGACUCUGGAGAUUAGAAAGUCAGUCCUUUAGAUUGGACUAUGGCAGUGAUUGCUCUAGUCCGAAUUGUGGCCCUUUCGGUACGAGUCAUGACUUUUUCAUGUCUUUGAAUCUAAUCCAGUGUACAGAGGAUGGAAGGUUUCAUUUUUAUAUAGGUUUCUCCAACAGCAGUGAGCAUCCAUACAAUAGAUUGUUUGUGCCUGAGAAGUCCUUGGUUGGUGAGGGGUUCUGGCAUCCAAGUGGGAACCGGCUCUGCGUCAUGGCUUGUCGCAUACUUAACAUUCAAGGGGAUUAUCUGGCAACCGCGUCGGUUGAUGAUUGCACGAUUGGGUUUCGCUUAUGGUUUCCUGAAGUGUUGUCAAUCAAGAGUACCAGCAGCGUCGUCGGUCAUAUGUGGAGCAACAAGAAUGAGAAUGAUACCAGCUAUUUUAGCAAAGUUUCAUUCUUUAGUUUCGGCGACAAUUUUGGGUUGUCUCCUGGUUCAAAGUAUAGGUACACCAAAUUGGAUACCGUGAGGAACUUGUGUGUAGUGAAUGAUGUUGCAAAGUUGGAGAAGAGGAAAUAUCCUGGUGGACGGUCCUUCCGCGACAUGAAAUUUGGUUUCUAUACAACAAACUCCAAUGGCAAGAAUGCAUGGGGACAGGCAACACCGAUAUCACUUGGUGAGACGCAUUAUCAGAAUGCUGAUCCAUCGGGAUAUGUAACUCCAAUAUCAGUCGAUGAGACAUACUAUGGAGAUUUUGAUUCCUUCGUAGCAAAACCAGCACGAACAUUGGUAAAGAAGGAGCAGACCCACUGGGAUGUAAGCUACAGGAUGAGCUAUACCUUCAGUGGUUCAACAAUGGAUGAGAAUGUGCAAACUGAGAUCUCAUCAGAGGGGAUAUACAAUGCAAAAACUGGCAUGCUCUGCAUGGUAGGAUGUCAGUAUCCAAGCUAUUCAUUUUCCGAAAAACAAGGAAAAGGUGCGAAUAACUCCAUGGACUGUGAAAUUCUCAUCAAUAUCCAGCUUCCCCCUCUGAAUCCAGAGACUGGAGAGCUUUUUAGUGGCACAAUUAAGAGUACAAGGGAGAAAUCGGACCCUCUUUUCUUUGAUCCUGUAGAGGUUUCCGCAUAUGCUUUUGUCACAACAGGCGAAACGGUCCGGAGGAUGGAUAUAGAAAUCAUUAUGGCUGUGAUCUCCCUCACACUUUCAUGCAUCUUUAUCAGAAUGCAGUUUUACCAUCUCAAGAAGCAUUUUCCUUCUAUAUCCAUCACGAUGCUUGUUGUUCUUACUCUUGGCCACAUGAUCCCUUUGAUGUUGAACUUCAGAGCAAUGUUCUAUAAGAAUCAUGACCCACAGAACAUUCAGUACCGGAGCGGUGGAUGGCUCGAGGCAGAUGAGGUUAUUGUGAGGGCCAUGACAAUGGUUGCUUUCCUGUUGCUCCUCCGUUUACUUCAAGCGGCAUGGUCUUCUAGAUCAGCGGAGGAGGGCAGGAAGGGCCUGUGGGUCGCUGAGAAGAGAGCUCUCAUGUUGUGCUUGGCUUUGUAUCUUGCUGGUGGACUAAUUGCCUGGUUUGUUCACACGAGGCUGUAUGAAAUUAAAUGGUGGAGAUCUGAACAUUCGGUUAGGCUCCAACAUUCUCUGUGGAAGGAUCUGAUAUCAUACUGCGGCUUGAUACUUGAUGGCUUCCUGCUCCCUCAAAUCAUAUUAAAUAUCUUUUGGAACUCCAAAGACAAGGCUCUGAACCCUUUCUUCUAUGUCGGAACCACCAUUCUUCGUGCAGUGCCUCACUUGUAUGAUGCUUAUAGAGCUAACCAUUUUGUUCCCCAUCUCAAAUGGUCAUACUUCUAUGCUAGCCAUGAUCGAGAUUUGUACUCCACUGGGUGGAAUAUCAUCAUUCCUUGCCAGGGAGUGCUCUUUGCAUUUCUUAUAUACUUGCAGCAGCGGUUUGGUGGCGAUUGCAUCCUUCCUAAAAGAUUUAGAAAGUCUGGUGAGUACGAGACAGUCCUGAGUCCGUAG
Phoenix dactylifera (date palm) is the source of this 2772-nucleotide messenger RNA. RefSeq lists its product as uncharacterized. Gene Ontology annotation, cellular component: intracellular membrane-bounded organelle. The record is from RefSeq and is a predicted model, not a curated record. Lineage: Eukaryota; Viridiplantae; Streptophyta; Magnoliopsida; Arecales; Arecaceae.